GGAUGGACAACUUAAUGUAGACUGUGCUGAGGAUGGACAACUUAAUGUAGACUGCGCUGGAUGGACAACUUCAUGUAGACUGUGCUGAGGAUGGUCAACUUAAUGUAGACUGUGCGAGGAUGGACAACUUAAUGUAGACUGUGCUGAGGAUGGACAACCUUAAUGUAGACUGCGCUGAGGAUGGUCAACUUAAUGUAGACUCGCUGAGGAUGGUCAACUUAAUGUAGACUGUGCUGAGGAUGGACAACUUAAUGUAGACUGUGCUGAGGAUGACUAUUUAAUGUAGACUGUGCUGAGGAUGGACAACUUAAUGUAGACUGUGCUGAGGAUGAGACGUCCGCCUCUGGAUCCUUUGCAGAUGAGGAAUCGUGCGAGUCUUGUUCUGAAGGAGCCACGGCUUACGAAGUUGAGUUUUAUGACGCUUUUGUAGCGGGAGACAAUGCUAUUGAGGCUGCGGCCUACGAGCCCUUUGUUGAGGAAGAGGAACUUUGCGUUGCUGAAAAUGAAGCUGGUGACGCUCAGGCCAAUGGUCCCUUAGUUGAUGAGGACAACAAGUACGACGAACACAGUGCAGAGGAAGCAUCUCAUGGAUCCUCUUCUGACGUAUCUUCUGUUGAAGAUGAUGAAGCAUAUGAUGGCCAAAAUGAUCAAACUUAUGAACCGUGCUUUGAAGAAGAGAAAACUUGUGAUGAAGAAUACCAGACAAUAUGCGUCGCAGAAGACGAAUUAUACAAACAAUAUGCUGAAGACAAAGCUUAUGGAUCCUAUGGGCCGUGUGAUAAAGAUUUCGAUGCAUAUGGCAGUGAACAUCCGCAAUUCUCUACCGAAGGGGAAGAUAAUGCACUAUGCACUGAGGCCUGUGAACCAAGUGCUGAAGAGCACCAUGAAUAUCAAAGUGAAGCCAAUGAAUCUAAUGUUACUCAAGAAGUUAAUGGAUUCUGUACUGAAGAAGACUCUCAUGAUCAGUGUAAUGAAGAAUUGGAUUAUGACAGCACUCCUGAGACACAUUUUAAAGAUGGAGUCUGCACUGAAGAGGGAAAGAAUGAUGGUCCAUGUGCUGAGGGGAAUGAAUCCCCUGAAUCAUUUGAGGUUAUAACCAAAGACACUGCAUUAUGCACUGAAGGAAGCAAACCUGCUAUGCCUGAUGGUAUUGAAUUCAAUGGGGAUCAAACUGAUUCCUCCACAACCUCUUCCGAAGAGAUAGAUGAGCAAAACAAGUCAUAUGAGAUAUGUGAGCAACUAAACACACCAUAUCUGUAUCAGAACUGGGAGGAACACAAUGGCGUCUCAGAGCAUCUCCAACGCCCAGAGUCAGAGGACCUUUCAGAGCAGGUGUCUGAGAAAACAAGCCUCCCUCUUGAUGGUGCUGAACAUAGUAAAGACUCCAUAGACCGCGAGCCACUUGCACAUCACGCCGAACCAACAGAGCCCUCUGAACAAAGUGAGCUGGAUGAGAAAAUGCAGUUGCAUGAAUUCUUUAAGAUUGUGGCCUCUGAACAACUAAGUGAGGAGUCUGAGGAGGAGCUGAGUGACGAUGAGUCCUUUGAGUCCUGUGAAUGCGAGUACUGCGUCCCGCCUAGAGAACAGGUCCCGGCAAAACCUCUGCUACCUCAACUCAAGUCACAAGACUCAGGGAAGAUCUGUGUGGUGAUUGAUUUGGAUGAAACAUUAGUGCACAGUUCAUUCAAGCCUGUGAACAAUGCUGAUUUUAUCAUUCCAGUGGAAAUUGAUGGAACAGUUCACCAGGUGUACGUGUUGAAGCGACCCAAUGUGGAUGAGUAUCUCAAAAGAAUGGGGGAGUUGUUUGAGUGUGUUCUGUUCACUGCCAGUUUAUCCAAGUAUGCCGAUCCAGUCUCCGACCUGCUGGAUAAAUGGGGUGCCUUCCAACACCGUCUCUUCCGGGAGUCCUGCGUGUUCCACCAAGGAAACUAUGUUAAAGACCUGAGUCGGCUGGGCAGGGACCUCAACCAAGUCAUCAUUGUAGACAACUCCCCAGCCUCCUACAUCUUCCACCCUGAUAAUGCUGUCCCCGUAACAUCCUGGUUCGACGACAUGGCCGACACAGAGCUACUAGAUCUCAUCCCGUUCUUCGAGAGACUAAGCAAAGUGGAAGAUGUCUACGAUAUUCUCAAGCAGCAGAGGAAUGCAAGCUAGUACGUGAUAAGACACUGGCGGCAACUUUUCACCACAUGGGGGCCAUAGAGGAAGCUGGUGUGCAACAGGCUUCAAGUUUCUUCCCACUAGAAGGACCUGCUAGUGUCUCUCAGUCAUUGUCAUCCUCCUAAUUCCAUUCACACAAAAC
Messenger RNA from Salvelinus sp. IW2-2015, 2302 nucleotides. Its product is annotated as carboxy-terminal domain RNA polymerase II polypeptide A small phosphatase 1. Gene Ontology annotation, molecular function: RNA polymerase II CTD heptapeptide repeat phosphatase activity. Lineage: Eukaryota; Metazoa; Chordata; Actinopteri; Salmoniformes; Salmonidae. The record is from RefSeq and is a predicted model, not a curated record.